Messenger RNA from Cololabis saira (Pacific saury), 3963 nucleotides. It is a transcript of the gene scarf1, whose product is annotated as scavenger receptor class F, member 1. NCBI's taxonomy places the organism in Eukaryota, Metazoa, Chordata, Actinopteri, Beloniformes, Belonidae. Bases 79 to 2814 code for a protein of 911 amino acids. The transcript has 11 exons. The record is from RefSeq and is a predicted model, not a curated record. Gene Ontology annotation, molecular function: scavenger receptor activity.
ACAAGCGAAGAGGAAAAAAGAAGCCAGGAGUAGAGAGGAAGAGUUUGGAUCCCUGGACUAGGUUUUGGGCUUUGGAAGAUGAAUGUUCUCAGAGCUCUGAGUGCUUUGCUCUGCUGCUCACUGUCGUCUGCACACACACUGGAUCCUGGUGGGAAGAACGUCUGCAAGAACACAAGGGACGCAUCCACGGUGGUCUGUUGUGCUGGAUGGCGUCAGGAAGGAAAAGAGUGCACCAUACCUGUCUGUGAAGGGGAGCAGGCCUGUCUAGAUAAUGAGAUCUGUGUAUUUCCUGGAGUGUGUCGCUGUCCACCUGGCUACUAUGGAGCUCAGUGUAAAACACGCUGCCCGCCUGACUUCUGGGCCCCAGACUGCCGGCAAGUGUGUCAGUGCUACCCAUAUGGACGUUGUCAUCCCGCCACUGGUGCCUGUACCUGCAACAGCAACCGCUGGGGUCCUCUUUGUCAGGACACCUGCAAGUGCGCCCGCCACGGCCAUUGCCACCCCGUCCACGGAAACUGCACCUGCGACGAAGGCUGGUGGAUGCCAACCUGCACCAAGCAAUGCCUGUGUGCGGGGGGAUCUGUGAGCUCUAGCUGCGACCAGCUAACAGGCUGGUGUCAGUGUCACAGGGGCCACUGGGGCCCAAAAUGUCGCCUCAAGUGCCAGUGCAACCAGUCUCCUUGUAAUCAGCAGACUGGUAUGUGCGAGUGCGUGGAAGGCUCAUGGGGACAAAGCUGUGAGAAGAAAUGUAACUGCGACCUCACGCACAGUAGCUGUCACCCGGUCACUGGUCAAUGCCUGUGUCACCCCGGGUACCAGGGCGUCUUAUGCAACCAGCCCUGUGAAGCCAGGAAGUACGGGAGUGGGUGUAAGAUGAGUUGUGGUAGCUGUAAAGACAACCAGCCGUGCUCCACCACUGAUGGUGUGUGUGUUGCCUGUGAGCCCGGCUGGAACGGUACGCGAUGUGACCGCCGGUGCCAGUCCGGUUUUUAUGGUGACGGCUGCAAACAUAAGUGUCCCCGAUGCCGGAAUAAUGAACCCUGUGAUCAUAAAACAGGGGAUUGUUGGAGGUGUGACCCUGGAUGGACCGGACCCAGAUGUGAGGAGGUCUGCCCUGACAGGACGUACGGAGACUCCUGCAGCUUCCCGUGUAGCCCUUGUCUCCAUGGCGACUGCCACCAUGUGACAGGAAGAUGUGUCUGUCAGGCAGGCUUCCAGGGAGAGAGCUGUAACAGCAGCUGCCCGGCCCUGCAGUUUGGCCUCAACUGCUCGUCUGUCUGUGACUGUGGGGAGAGAGUCAUCUGCCACCCCGUCACUGGUGUUUGCCCCAACAGUGUUCGCGGUGCUGUGCUCGCAGGUGUGCUGGUCCCUUUGCUCCUGCUGCUUCUUGCUAUACUGUGCUGCUGUCUCUGUUGUGGAGGAGGGCCUGCUGAUCCCAAAGACAGAGCGGCUGUGGCUGACGGAGGCUUGUUGGUUCGCAUGAAGUAUCACGUCUACACCGUCCUGGCAAACAUUGGCGCUGCCCUGCCCUGCAUCUCUGACUGGUCUUCUGGCUUGCCUCGAGUCACUGUUUCUCACCAUGACCCAGAGCUGACCUUUAACCACAGCUUCAUUGAGCCUCCCUCCUCUAACUGGGUGACAGAGGGGUCGUCUUUUGACACUGAUGAGGAGGCAGGAGAGGCUCUCUACUGCGUCCCUCCAAGAGAAGACAUCCCGGCUGUGGCGGGGGGCGAGUUCCAGGAGAUGAGCUCCAAGUGCAACAUGUUCCUCGACCCAACGGGCUUCAGCAGCGACGACAUUGCCUCAGCCUUCAGUAUCCCCCGCACGUCCAGCAUCGCCAAGUCCAAGCGACCGUCUGUCUCCUUUGCAGAAGGCACCCGCUUCAGCCCCAAAGAGAGGCGCGGCUCUGGUCAGGACCACGCGGUUGUCUCACGCAGCAAAGCUAAGUCACCCUGGAGCGCCUUGAUGCUUUCCACCCUCCACAAUCAGGGAGGCUCGGCUAGAACUGGGGAACAGGAUGGAGAGGAAGACGAGGAGACAGAAGCUUAUGCGGAUGUUCAAGUGGCAGACAAUCAGGAAUCCAGCUGUGAGGCAGCUGAACAGGAAGCAGACAGAACCCCAUCUGGAUCCUCCUUGCAGGUUCCUGGGUCGGCAGGUCGAAGACGUACCAUGUCCAACGCAGCCGGUCAUAAAGGGAACAAGCUUCCAGCUCCUGAUGCUGAGGUGGGGGUCUCGCACAAGGUCACCACAGUGUACGUGACAGUGGGUAAGGCUGGCAAGCCCUUCACAAAGACAGACUCGGGCUCCGAGGGGCCGGUUCAGGCCAUGCUGCGAAGACUCGGCAGCCUGCAGAGACAAAAGGAGCAGGACUCUAACAAGCAAAAGUCUAAAGCAGUGGAAGGGAUCACAAAACCACCCAGGCGGAAGCUGGGAGCUCGGGCAACUGUGUGGGAGAAGGGGGGGCCGUCUGAAGAGGAGGCCGUGGUAUUUAAGCCCAUCAGGAGGAAGCACUCUUCCCAUAACACCUCUGAAACUAAUGGAACUGAUAAUGCUCCAACACCAGAGGGCAGCACAGCAAAACGCCCACUCUCAUCCAUCUUGAAGAGCAUGCCGGAGGUGGCCGCAGCUGCCUUGGACUCAGACUCGAGGGCGGAGGGAGACAGGAGGCAGGGUGGGGAUGCAAGCACAGGACAAACAGAGGGCGGUUACCUGACUGUGGGACCAGCAGGAGACGCCACUGAGAUCAUCACUAACGAAGGAGCAGUGGUGAACGUGGGGGAUGAACCCUGCUAUGAAAAUGUCUAUAUCAAAUAAUCAUAACUUCUGAGUUAACAAGUCAGCAGGUCUGACGGCAACAAACCUGCAUGUUUAUUAUUCUGCAGGAAUAACUUUACAGGCACAAAUGGUAAACCUCUAUGAGCAAAUGACUUAAAGAAAAUGAUGGUGCUUUUGUAAUAAAGUUUUAUGUUUAAAUCCAGUUAAUGCAAUUAGAUGUAUUGCUGUGUUAUAAAGGAUAUAGAUAGCAGUGUGUUUAUAUUAAAUUUAAAGAUAAAUGAGUCAGAAAAAUCCAGGAAUCACAUGUGUUUUCUAUUACAUAGGAUCAUCUUUUUUAUUUACUUCAUGGCUGCAUGUCACAAAUGGGAUAAAUACAAGUACUUUAAUAUGUGGAUGUGCUUUCCUCGCUAAGUAUAAGCAGAUAAACUAGGAGCAUAUAGCACUAAUGGAGGGCUCCAGUAUGAUAGAAACACCUGACGAAAUAUUUAUGAAGAAGGUAUCAGAUCAGCGCGUGAUGAACCGGUUUGCAUACAUAUUUUUUGAGCGUGAGAAAAAGGUUCAUUAGUCAUGGCUCAAACAGAUUGUGAAUUUGUGAUCAAACUCACUCAAAAUCAGGACAUCCUUUAACAUCGGUCAAUUAAAACUCAACAGGCGUCACUGUGUAGUAUAGAUGAGUUCUGCUGUAAAAGUCACCAGAAGUGAGGAAGGCAUGCCACCGUGAUGACAGCCUAAAGUAAAGAUUUCAAAGAGCAUCGACCCACCAGUCAUAAGGCACUGCUGUUGCAAUAACAACAUGUAACUGCAGUCUUUUAUGGCAUAUUUUCACUGCAUACAUAUUAAUAAUUAAUAAUGAGGGGAAAAAGUACAUUUAUGAAGCAGGAUUUAGAUAACAUUCACGAUUACGGCAAUGUUUUUACUCUAAGCUGCUUCUUUUUUUUUUUUUAAUUUUAGUGUGAUUUUACUGUGGUUAUGUCUAAUAAAAUUGCUCAACUGAUGUUUGGAGCCAAUGAGAUAACAGUUUAGCGCAUCAGGCGGUUGAACUUUGGCCAUGUGGACUUCUGCUGAUCGCUGAUGUUUGCUAAAGUCGAUGAGAAGCGUGGUAUGUGUGUCACUUCACAUAUUUAGUGCACCUGUAGUCAAAAUGAUUUCAUUAUACACUACUUUAGCCCCAGUAAACACACACACAAA